Carya illinoinensis is the source of this 2047-nucleotide messenger RNA. Its product is annotated as ABSCISIC ACID-INSENSITIVE 5-like protein 2. The record is from RefSeq and is a predicted model, not a curated record. The transcript has 5 exons. The coding region runs from base 461 to 1273 and encodes 270 amino acids. NCBI's taxonomy places the organism in Eukaryota, Viridiplantae, Streptophyta, Magnoliopsida, Fagales, Juglandaceae. Gene Ontology annotation, cellular component: nucleus. Gene Ontology annotation, molecular function: DNA-binding transcription factor activity. Gene Ontology annotation, biological process: positive regulation of DNA-templated transcription.
GCUAGGAAGUUAGGCACAUGCCAUCUAUAAAGGAGCAGCGAGCGCCUCCGGCCGCAACGAGGCAACCACCGUAAACGGUAUUCACAGAAACCGAUCGAAGAAAAGCCAAGAAUUUAUUGGCGUUUCUUCUGUUUUGUUUUUUUAUCCUCCAUUCGCUUCCCCUUCUCCCUUCCCCUCUUCCUCUUCCUCAGUUGUGCUGUGUUCCGUUGCACACUUACGUACGCACGCGUACGUAUAUAGAGGAAUACAGAUACCGGGCGGGGAUUCCUCAUGUAAAAGGUGAAAAAUCCUUUCACGACUGGUUCGUGGAUUCAACCCCAAUCCUCCUGAUGAAGCAUGAGGGUGUUGUUAGAACCCGUUUGAUCGGUACAUGUGUGUUUGCGCAAUUUGGACGUAAAUUGUUGGUCAUCUUCAAAGUACCUUUUCUAGUAGCAGGCUUCUCUUGUUCGAAUUUUGUUUAAUGGGGAUUCAAACAAUGGGGUCUCAAGGCAAUGGUCAACAGCCUCAUUUACAACCAUCCCCACUGACGAGGCAGAGCUCAUGGUAUAACCUCACCCUUGAUGAAGUAAAAAACCAAUUGGGGGACAUGGGGAAACCAGUGGGUAGCAUGAACCUUGAUGAGCUUCUGCAGAAAGUGUGGACUGCUGAAGCAAAUCAAUCCAUGGUAAUGGACAAUGACAACUCCUCUUCAGCAUCUUCCCUCCAACGUGAGCCUAGUGCAACAUUGGCUCGGGCAUUGAGUGGGAAGACGGUUGAUCAAGUGUGGACAGAGAUUCAACAAGGGCAGAACAAGAGGUAUGGCGAAGGGCCAAAGGGUCAGGAUAGCAGCAUGAAACUUGGGGAAACGACUUUAGAGGACUUCCUUGUACAAGCAGGGCUUUUUGCCGAAGCUUCUGUAGGUCCUACCAUGGGGUUGGAUAUUGUUGAGGCAGUGACCCCUCAAAAUUUUCCACAAAACAUGGGUUUGUCAUCAUCCCCUUCAACGUGCUCGUUAUCCGAUACAACAGCGUCUGGAUGGAAAAGGACUGCCUCAGAUACAUUUGAGAAGACUUUGGACAGGAGGCUUAAGAGAAAAAUCAAGAACAGGGAAUCGGCUGCACGCUCACGAGCUAGAAAACAGGCUUACCAUAAUGAGCUAGUGAGCAAAGUCUCACAUCUAGAAGAGGAGAAUACAAAGCUCAAGAAAGAGAAGGAAUUUGAUAAAAUGUUGCCUUGUGAAUCAUCAUCUGAGACGAAAUACCAGCUCCGAAGAACAAGUUCAGCCUCUUUUUGACAUGAUGUCGGUGCUGAAGGUUUGCAGUUUCGUAUUGUUGGGACUAAUAUGUCAGGUGGUUCCUGGGCAGCUGCUUUGGGAUUUCUUAACAAGGCCACUGAUUGCUGCCACCGAUGUGCUUCCUCUCCCCUCCCACCAUUAGAGUUUGGCUUUAUGCAAAUUUAUGACCAACUGAUUUCUAAAUUAUAUAUACUGCAGCAAAAAUGCCAUGUUGAUAAAUGUACCAUGUUGAUAAAAUCAGGAAAGAAUGGAGUCCAUAUUAGUUGCAUAUUGGUUCAACAUGAUCUUAUUAGCUUGAUCUCUUUACCAUUUGGAACUUUUAACAUUAUGAUUGACCAAGUCGUUAUUCUUCGUAAAGCUCGGGGGUUAUGUCGUCGUCUUCCUGGUGCGUACAUAUCAGUGCAGUGGGGUUUUUACUAUUAUUAAUUCAUUUUGUGGGUCUAAGUUCAUUAGUUGUUUGAAAUCUGUUUAAACAUGCAGUUGUAGAUCCGAAGAAUUGGAUGCUCAAGACUCGUCAAGCUGGAACGUUUUGCAGAUUGAUUAGAAUGCGCAGUUUGGUGGUGUUUUGAAGAUCACGGUAGCAACUUGUCUUUAUGGAUUGAAUUCCUGGUUCUACUGUUUUCAUGGUUAAAAUAUAAACUAUGGCGCACGGUUUUGAGUAAUUAUUUAUUUAUAAAAAGAAUAGGCGAUGGCACCGAAGGUUUCUGCACUGGUCUGAAACAAGGCAAUUGCAGUUGGGUCAAAUAAUUGCAGUUUUCACCUUUCAAAUCUUCA